CGCUCUGCCCUGAGAGAACACUCCCACUCACACGCUCACAAGACGCACAAACUCCCUCUCUCUCAGAGAAGUCGGAAGUCGCACUGUUGCUGAACUGAAGCUGUAAAUUCAUUCAAAGUGUUUACGCGCAUCAGGAGAUUGAAAACAGAAGAAGCAGUUGUACAAAGAUGAAUGAAACUACAGGGAAUACCAAUAAAUCCACUUUCCUGGACUCUCAGUUUCGUUAUGUGUUCAUCCCGGUUUUCUACAUCAUCUUCUUCAUCCUGGGCUUCAUCUCUAACCUCUACGUGCUGUUUGUCCUGCGCUGCCUUCGCCAAGCCAAGGCCAUGGGAGAAAUCCGCAUCUACAUGACCAACUUGACCAUGGCUGAUCUUCUGUUUGUGUGUGCUCUUCCCUUUUGGAUUGACUAUUAUAUGCGUGAGGGAGACUGGGUUUAUGGAGAUUUCAUGUGCCGGGUGACAGGCACCUUCUUUUUCAUCAACACCUACGGCACCAUCCUCUUCCUUGCAGCCAUCAGCAUCAACAGAUACUGGGCGGUGACUCGGCCUCUGGACGCAGCCUCGUCGGACCACAGAAUUCGUGGAAUCAUCGUCUGUGUUUUUAUCUGGGUGUUUGUUCUGGCGAUGUCUGUUCCUUAUCUGGUGAGUCCAGGGAUCAACGUGCACCAUAAAAACAACACUGCCAUACGUCGCUGUUUUGAGGGAUACCAGAAUGAAACUAGUCACGAGAAGAAAAAAGUGGCUGUCACUCAUUUUUUAAUAAUUGGAUUGUUCUUUGUUAUCUUUUUGCUCGUUGUGAUAUGCAAUUUCCUUAUUGCUCGAGUCUUAAUUUCUCAAAAGCCUCCUGAAUCAGAAAUUCGGUCCUCAGCAGCUCUUUCUAAAAAGUCCACUGCAUCCUCGACUUUAAAAAGACCCAGAGGGGUGAAACGGAGGGCUCUCCAGAUGUUGUGGGCAGUGGUGGGAGUGUUUGUUCUGUGUUUCCUGCCACACCACAUAGUUCAAGGCCCCUGGGCUCUGGCAGUGCUGGAGAUCGAAGUCGGCUUUGGCCACGUGAAUUACAGCGAGGACACUCGUCAGUUGCUGAAUGACGUUCAUCAGAUCACCCUGGUUCUUAUGGGCCUCAACUGCAUUUUAGAUCCUGUAGUUUAUUAUUUUGCCACAGGGAAGUUUAGAAGGUUCAUCACAGCCCACAUUAAAAAAUUAGCAAAGGGAGAGGGAUGCUCUCAACUGGCCACCACACAGAUUUCCAUGGACAGCAGGAUUCCAAGUCAGAGACUCCCGAGCGAGCACUAGCUGACCAGAGAUGAGUGAUUCAAACAAGUUCAGUACAUGUAUAAUCUGACUAUCAAACUCGUGUGACUCUCUCACGCUGAUGGCGAAGAUUACAUUCAACAAGGCGUUGAGGCACGCACAUCUGGGACAUUAAACUGUUUAACUUCAUGUGAUCUCGAGCACGUCGCCUUCUGAGUUGCCCCAGAAUUUCUGCACUUCCUGUGUGAAGAAUAAACUGAAAAGCAGAAGUUUUGCAAGCAGCCAAAACUUUAUGUGUCUUUACAGAACGAUAGCAUCACUCGAUGACGACACAAGACAUCUUCUCACACAAAUCCUGCCGCGUUGUUUGACACAACAUUAGGACACAAAAGCAGGAGAAAAUUACAGGGUAACGUACAUGUGUCGGUACACCUCAUAUUAUGUCAGCAACGUAUGUUGUAAUUGCACUGUCUGUCCUCUCUGACAACAACUUUAAUUAUUUUUUGUCACACAAGUUAAAUCAGGCAUUGUGACACCAAGGAACAAACACAAUAAUGCCUGGGGUACGUUGCCUCUCUGGUGUUCAGUGUUGGGACAUUUCAUUUAUAUCUUGUAGUAGAAAUCUGAUAAUUCACUGAAACAAACAGAACUAGUGUAAGUAUGUGUAUUUAUUGUAUAUCUGUGGAAAUGAAUUGUGU
This is a messenger RNA of Oreochromis niloticus (Nile tilapia), 1948 nucleotides long. RefSeq names its product platelet-activating factor receptor. Gene Ontology annotation, molecular function: G protein-coupled purinergic nucleotide receptor activity; platelet activating factor receptor activity. The coding region runs from base 168 to 1292 and encodes 374 amino acids. NCBI's taxonomy places the organism in Eukaryota, Metazoa, Chordata, Actinopteri, Cichliformes, Cichlidae. Gene Ontology annotation, cellular component: membrane. The record is from RefSeq and is a predicted model, not a curated record. The transcript is spliced from 2 exons. Gene Ontology annotation, biological process: G protein-coupled receptor signaling pathway; chemotaxis.